Limanda limanda (common dab) is the source of this 1883-nucleotide messenger RNA. It is a transcript of the gene nptnb, whose product is annotated as neuroplastin b. The record is from RefSeq and is a predicted model, not a curated record. Gene Ontology annotation, molecular function: cell-cell adhesion mediator activity. The coding region runs from base 280 to 1464 and encodes 394 amino acids. NCBI's taxonomy places the organism in Eukaryota, Metazoa, Chordata, Actinopteri, Pleuronectiformes, Pleuronectidae. The transcript is spliced from 9 exons. Gene Ontology annotation, cellular component: plasma membrane; axon. Gene Ontology annotation, biological process: homophilic cell-cell adhesion; dendrite self-avoidance; axon guidance.
UCUGCCGCCUAUGGCUGCUCGUCGUGGGCAUCCCUGAGCCGCUGGCCUCGUCCCCGGACCGUUCCCCCUGCAGCUGUCAUCUGAAGGUCUUCGAAUCAGGGAGACGUCUCUAUACGAUCAGCGUUAUUUUGUAUCUUUUUUCUUUUCUACAUCAUCACCCUUGAAGAACCCGUUGAUAUGCUGGGCCCAUCUCUCUAGAUCUUCCGAUCAAUACACCCGAGCUCUCAUCCCACCUCCCGUCCGCCCGAGACCCCUGGUCCUCUCAUCGAGCCCUUGACGAUGCAUCCUCACGCAGCCAUGCUGGCGAUGGUCCUCCUGGGGAACUUGGCGCUGCCUUUCGCCUCGGCUCAAAACGCUGGGUUUGUGAAGUCGCCCAUGUCUGAGACUAAGCUUACGGGGGACACCUUUGAGCUGUACUGCGACGUGGUCGGCAACCCCACACCAGAGAUCCAGUGGUGGUAUGCUGAGAUCAACCGAGCGGACUCCUUCAAGCAGCUGUGGGACGGAGCCCGCAAACGUCGGGUAUCUAUCAACACGGCGUACGGCACCAAUGGGGUCAGUGUGCUCGGCAUCACGCGCCUCACACUGGAGGACUCUGGGACCUAUGAGUGCCGAGCCAGCAACGACCCCAGGCGCAAUGACCGCCGACAAAACCCUGCCAGCACCUGGAUCCGCGCCCAGGCCACCAUUUCAGUGCUACAGAAACCAAAGAUCAAUGCCUCUGAUCAGAUCAUCCUGUCAGCGGAAACCUCAGGCAAACCUGUUAACCUGCAGUGUAACCUCACCACUGCCCACACCCCUCACAAGGAAAGCUUCUGGAUGAAGAAUGGACAGGAGAUCACCAAUACAAGGACAGAUCAAAUGAACACAUCGCACAGAAUCAUUAAACCACGAGCGGACGUUUCUGGGGAAUACAUGUGUGUGUUCACAUUUGACAUGGCACCAAAUGCAAAUGCAACAAUCGAAGUAAAAGCAAAACCUGAUAUCACCGGCCACAAGAGGAGUGAAAAUAAAAACGAGGGGGAAAAUGCAACAAUGUACUGUAAGUCUGUUGGUUACCCACAUCCCACCUGGACAUGGCGUAAAGUGGACGGAACAUCCUACAUGGAAAUUGACAACUCUACUGGACGCUUCUUCAUCUCCAGCCGAGACAACUACACAGAGCUCUACAUACUAAACCUGGACAUAGAAACAGAUCCUGGGAUAUAUGAAUGCAAUGCCACCAACGUGAUAGGAAACACAGCUGAUACCACUAUUCUGCGUGUGCGCAGCCAUCUUGCACCGCUUUGGCCUUUCCUUGGAGUGCUAGCAGAGAUUAUAAUCCUAGUUGUCAUCAUUGUUGUGUACGAGAAACGCAAGACGCCGGACGACAUCAUCGAGGACGAUGAACCAGCAGCACCAAUGAAAACAAAUUCAACAAACAACCACAAGGACAAAAACAUUCGCCAGAGGAAUACAAAAUAAGCAAUUUACUCAAGUGAGAUGGCUAAAAACUGUGUUAUUGUGACAAGAUGAAGGUGUCAGCGGUGGAUAGAUCUCCAGGCAGUUUCGAAUAUAAGCAUAUCUUGUCUCUUUUUAUGAGAAACAAUAUCAGCAUAACACUGGCAACAAAAAGAACAUAACGGCUGUCUUAAGCAUGCCUUAUUCAGUCUUACGUGGAGAUUUCAGGAUGACGAAUAAUGACUAAAGCCACCUCAAAGGUGUACACAUUUUUAAUGUGCUGUUGAUGUCUCCUUUAUUGAUUUCAUCAUGUCCUCGAUUGAGGUAAUCCCUUUUGUAUUACAUAUCAUGUACAAUGCAUGCAAGAUUAUUACGCAAUAGGAUACUCAGAAUAGACAUUUUCUGUUGUUAUCCCCCUCGUGUGGCUUUUUUUGCAUCCAAAA